Molecule: messenger RNA, 957 nt
Organism: Elephantulus edwardii (Cape elephant shrew)
Lineage: Eukaryota; Metazoa; Chordata; Mammalia; Macroscelidea; Macroscelididae
Product: olfactory receptor 1038-like
Exons: 1
Coding region: 1-957 (318 amino acids)
Biological process (GO): G protein-coupled receptor signaling pathway; sensory perception of smell
Cellular component (GO): membrane
Molecular function (GO): olfactory receptor activity; odorant binding; G protein-coupled receptor activity
Source: RefSeq, a predicted model, not a curated record
AUGGCUGACAGGAACGACACCAGGGUGACUGAAUUCAUUCUUUUGGGCUUUUCAGUUGACAGAGAGAUUGAAAUUGUUCUCUUCCUGCUCAUCUUAGUGGUGUACACUUUAACUUUGGUAGGGAACUUUGGAAUGAUUUCAUUAAUCCGAUUGGAUUCCCGACUUCACACACCCAUGUACUUUUUCCUCAGUAAUCUGGCUUUUGUGGACCUCUGCUACUCUUCCUCAAUAGCCCCCAAAUUCCUGGAGACACUCCUGACCAAACACAGGUCUAUAUCUUUCUAUGCCUGUGCAACGCAACUCGGCUUUUUCCUCAACUUCUUGAUAUCGGAGAUGUUCCUCCUUGCUGUAAUGGCUUAUGACCGCUACGUAGCCAUCUGCAAUCCUCUUCUCUACAUGGUGAUCAUGUCCCAAAAAGUAUGCACACGACUAGUAUUGGGUCCCUACUUCUAUAGCUUUUCUGUUGCAUUUCUCCACACAGUAGUUACGUUUCAGCUGGUCUACUGUGGUCCUAAUGUCAUCAAUCAUUUCUACUGUGACGAUGUCCCUUUGAUGGCCCUUGCCUGCUCGGACACCAGCCUCAAAGAGAUUCUGAUUUUCAUCUUUGCUGGAUUCAACAUGAUCAGCUCUUUGACCACUGUUCUGAUUUCUUACUUAUACAUUGUGGCUGCCAUUCUGAGAAUCCAGUCCACAGAGGGCCGGUGCAAAGCUUUCUCGACGUGUGCUUCUCAUCUCACGGCAGUGACUAUCUUCUACGGGACCCUCAUCUUCAUGUAUCUGCAGCCCAAAUCAAACCACUCCCUGGACACGGAUAAAAUGGCCUCUGUGUUCUACACAAUGGUCAUUCCAAUGCUGAACCCCAUGAUUUACAGCUUGAGGAACCAAGAGGUGAAGAAUGCCCUGAGGAAAGCCCUUGAAAAAUGCUACAUCCUGUCUCUAACAAAUGCUAAAAAAUAA